Molecule: messenger RNA, 2370 nt
Organism: Hydractinia symbiolongicarpus
Lineage: Eukaryota; Metazoa; Cnidaria; Hydrozoa; Anthoathecata; Hydractiniidae
Exons: 18
Coding region: 161-2299 (712 amino acids)
Molecular function (GO): kinase activity; pseudouridylate synthase activity
Source: RefSeq, a predicted model, not a curated record
CUUUCAAAUAACUUUUAUAUGAGCUCAACUUGAUUUUUAGCAGGAGGUAACAUUUAGAAAGAUCUUGACAGAUUUCAAGUCUAAAUCUGUUUCUUUAAAAAAGGUCUUUUUGCAGUUGUAUUUGUUUUUUACAUUUUUUAUUCUGAACUUUUGACAGAAUAUGAACAAAUUACGGAAGUUGUGGAAACUAUUUAGUUUACAUCAAAGAAUUCGAUAUGCACAUCACAAAUUGUCACAAGAUAUAUUUCAGAUAAGAGAUGAUGUUAGGGCAGCAGUUGCGAACAAACUUCCUGUUGUGGCGUUAGAAUCCACUAUUAUUACACAUGGAAUGCCAUAUCCUCAAAAUCUACAAACAGCCUUACAUGUGGAAAAAAUAAUAAGAGAUCAUGGUGUUGUGCCAGCAACAGUUGGAAUUAUUAAUGGAAAACUGAUUGUAGGUCUGAAUAAAAAUGAAAUAACUUUUCUAUCUCAAGCAACUUCAAGCUUUGUUAAAACUUCACGGCGAGACUUGGCUUACGUUUUGAGCAAGAAUCUAAGUGGAGGAACAACUGUGUCAGCAACAAUGAUUGCAUCACAAAUGGCAGGCAUUCCAAUUUUUGUGACAGGUGGAAUUGGAGGUGUCCAUCGUGGCGCAUCAGAAUCAUUUGACAUUAGUGCAGAUCUAACAGAACUUGGGAAAACACAAGUAGCAGUUGUGUGUGCUGGGAUUAAAUCAAUUUUAGAUAUUGGUCUUACUUUAGAAUAUUUAGAAACCCAAGGUGUUCCAGUGAUAACUUACAGUAAAACUAACUGGUUCCCAUCCUUCUUUACACCAAGAAGUAAAUUUAAGGCACCAUAUUGCAUGGAAACUACUGAAGAAAUUGCUCAGUGCAUUGAUCAACACUUGUCUCUUGACCUUCGCAAUGGAAUGGUAAUCGGUGUUCCAGUUCAGAAUUCUUUAGUGGGAGAAGAAAUUGAAGAUGCUGUACAACAUGCUCUACAAAUUACAAAGGAAAAUAAUGUUGCUGGUAAAGAUAUAACACCGUUUGUACUGGAUUACAUCUCCAAAACAACAAAGGGAAAAUCAUUGCAAGCUAAUAUUAAAUUGAUUGAACACAAUGCUGAAGUGGGUGCAAAGAUCGCAAAGGACUUAUCAAAAGUUCAAAAUAAACAUGGCAGAACAAAAAGUAAAAAGUUCACGUCAAUCAUUUCCAACAGCAAGCAAGUCAUAAACAAGCCUCGUGGUAAAAGACCGGUCAUCAUUGGUGGUUCAAUAUUUGAUAUAAAAGCCACAGCUCAGAAGAUCGAUUCAGUGGCGGAAGCUACGAACGCUGGAAAAUUAUCCUUGAGUUUUGGAGGCGUAGGGAGAAACGUAGCAGAAUGUUUGGCAAGACUUGAUACCAACCCUCUUUUAAUCAGCGCGGUUGGAAAUGACUACCAUGGUGAAAUGUUGCUUAGCAACUUGGAGAAAAUAAACAUGGAUACAGCUGGCAUCUUAAUAUCACACCAUCAUCCAACCGCCUCGUAUUCGGUCAUGGCGAAGAAUGAUGGCGAGUUGCUCAUGACAGUUGGCGAUAUGGACGUUCACGAAUCUAUUUCAUACCUUCAUGUAUUACGUCAUGAAGAAGAAAUUAAAAAUGCUGCGGUGGUUGUGUUAGAUGGAAAUAUUCCUGAAGAAACCCUAAAUUGUGCCAUAGAAAUGUGUAGGAGACAUGAUGUACCAGUUUGGUUUGAACCAACUGGAUUAGAAAAGGCUUCUAAACCGUUUCAUAGUUUGAACAAUGUCACCUAUGCUUCACCUAAUUUUGUUGAACUAAAGGCAAUACAUUCAGCUAUCACGAAAAGUAAAAACACGCAGCUUGAAAUAAAGGAAGAUUGGGAGUGGUAUCAAAUCAUUGAAGAAUGUUCGCGUUAUAUUGGAGGGUGUUUAAAAUGUAUAGAUAAUUUAGUGAUCACAUUAGGCAAACAUGGAGUAUUGAUUGUCAGGAAGAAUCAUCAAGAAUUGUUUCCUCUCCGAGCUUCCUCGCAUUCAAUGAGCUCGGACAGUAUGGGACCUAGCGUGACACACUAUAAAGCAGUUCGAGAAGACUUGCUACCUGUAUCUGUGAAAAGUGUCAGUGGAGCAGGUGAUAGUUUCGCCGGUGCCAUGUUGUAUGGUAUCAUGCAGCAAUACGAUGCCGACGUGUGUGUAAAAUCAGGUCUACUGGCCGCGUACAUGAGCUUGAAUACAUACACCGCUAUAUCUAAAGAAAUACGUCCAGAAGUGUUUACGGUUGAAAAUAUUACUAAAUGGGCGCCUUAUAAUCACGUCGUUAUUUGAAGCAUACAGAAUAUCAAUUUUUAGAGAUUUGUAAAUUUUAAAUUUUUUAUAAGAAUAUUAGUAUCUGUAAA